AUGCAUUCGACUCUUGAAGCGUCAUCUAGCAACGAGGUAUCGCCACAGACCGUCACAGCGAAGGCACCAGUUACCAAACCAAUCAUGCUUGCUCACGGUAUAUUAUCGUGCGCCGCAUUUGGCUUCUUCUUCCCAGCAGGCAGCAUUUUAUUGCGCGCUCUCCGUGGCAAGCAGGUGCCACGCAUCCACGCGUAUUGGCAGACAAUGUCAUGGAUUGUGGCCAUCGCAGGUUUUGUCACCGGCGUCUAUAUGUCGGCUCACGGGGGUCACGGCACAUUCGUUUCUCCAAACGGCCACAAGCAAAUCGGCCUUGUCGUCAUCAUCAUAAUGACUCUUCAGCCUGUCAUUGGCAUAAUGCACCACAUGAUCUUCAAAAAAUCCGAGAAGAGCACUAUUUACGGUUACGUUCACCGCUUCCUCGGUCGCGCUGCACUCAUCAUGGGUGGCAUCAAUAUCGGUCUCGGUAUCCAACUCGGCCACGCUACUCUCCAGCGGACGGUUGCGUACUCUGUCAUUACUGCUUUCUUCUUCGGUGCCUACUUCGCUGUCACUUUACUCUUUGGACCUGAGUCAAGGAGGUGGAAGUUCUUAGUUGCUACUGGCACGGCAAGGAAUGACAGCUGCAAUGACCCUGAUCGUUCUCCAAGCAAUUCUGGAAAAGGAGGUUAUCAACUUUGA
Molecule: messenger RNA, 678 nt
Organism: Verruconis gallopava
Lineage: Eukaryota; Fungi; Ascomycota; Dothideomycetes; Venturiales; Sympoventuriaceae
Exons: 2
Coding region: 1-678 (225 amino acids)
Source: RefSeq, a predicted model, not a curated record